AUGAGCAUCCUCUACAAGAAGGCUCUGGUCCCCAUGGUCUCCAGGGCAAUGGCCGCUUCUACCCUCACGCGUUCAUCCGUUGCUUUGAUGCGCCCCUCGAUGGCCGUCGGCAUGGUCCGCGCCUUCCACCGCCAACACGAGGAUCAGUCCACCAUCCUCCCCAGCAACAUCGAUACCCACAAGCCCCAGUUCAAGGAAAAUGCCGCCAGGAUGCAAGCCCUUGUUGACGACAUGAACGCCAAGGUUGCCGAGAUCAAGCUUGGUGGUGGAAAGGUCGCUAGAGACAGACAUCUUUCGCGCAAGAAGUUGUUGCCCAGAGAUCGGUAUGUUGUCGUACUCCAUGUCACGGAUGUUGACCGCUUGCUGGACAAUGGGUCUCCUUUCCUCGAGAUUGGUCAGUUUGCUGGACAUGAGCUUUACGAGGACAAGGUCCCUGCAGGAGGAGUCAUUGCCGGUAUUGGUCGCGUUAACGGCGUCGAGUGCAUGAUCGUCGCCAACGACCCCACCGUCAAGGGAGGCACCUACUACCCCAUCACUGUCAAGAAGCAUUUGCGUGCUCAGGAGAUCGCCAGGGAGAACCACCUGCCCUGUAUCUACUUGGUCGAGUCUGGUGGAGCCAAUUUGCCCCGCCAGUUGGAAGUCUUCCCCGACAAGGAGCAUUUCGGACGCAUCUUCUACAACCAGGCCAACAUGUCUGCUAUGGGUAUCCCCCAGGUUGCUGUUGUCUUGGGAUCCUGCACAGCCGGUGGUGCCUAUGUCCCUGCCAUGGCUGACGAGAGUAUCAUUGUCCAGAAGCAGGGAACCAUCUUCUUGGCCGGUCCCCCUCUGGUCAAGGCUGCCACUGGAGAGAUUGUCUCUGCUGAGGAUUUGGGAGGCGCUGAUAUGCACUGCAAGGUCUCUGGAGUCACCGAUCACUUGGCCGUUGAUGAUGAACACGCCUUGGUCCUUGCCCGCCGUGUUAUCGGCAACCUCAACUACCAGAAGAGGCCCCAGUUGUUGAUGAAGAAGGUGGAGGAGCCUUUGUACCCUGCCUCGGAGUUGGGAGGUAUUGUCGGCGAUAACCUCAAGAAGGCGUUCGAUGUCAAGGAUGUCAUUGCCCGUAUUGUCGAUGGAUCCAAGUUCAGCGAGUUCAAGGAGAACUACGGAACCACUGUUGUCACUGGAUUUGCUCAUAUUCACGGCUACCCCGUCGGUAUUGUUGCCAACAACGGUAUCUUGUUCUCAGAGGCCGCUCUCAAGUCUGCCCACUUUGUUCAGCUCUGCACCAAGCGCAAGAUUCCCCUUGUCUUCUUGCAGAACAUUACUGGUUUCAUGGUCGGAUCGUCUGCUGAGCAGGGCGGUAUUGCCAAGAACGGAGCCAAGAUGGUCACUGCUGUCUCGUGCGCCCAGGUGCCCAAGUUUACCGUGAUUAUUGGAGGCUCGUUCGGAGCCGGUAACUAUGGAAUGUGCGGUCGUGCCUACUCUCCUCGCUUCUUGUGGAUGUGGCCCAACGCCCGUAUCUCUGUCAUGGGAGGCGAGCAGGCUGCUGGUGUGUUGUCGACCGUCAAGAGGGCCGGUAUGGAGAAGCGUGGUGAGAACUGGGAUCCCAAGGAUGAGGAGGCGUUCAAGAAGCCCAUUGUCGAUCUCUACGAGAAGGAGGGCCACCCCUAUGUCUCUGGCGCCAGACUUUUGGACGACGGUACCAUUGACCCCGCCGAUACCCGUGCAGUCCUCGGCAUGGGUCUCUCUGCAGCCCUGAACGCUCCCGUUACCGAGACCGAAUAUGGUGUCUUCCGCAUGUAA
This is a messenger RNA of Linnemannia hyalina, 1782 nucleotides long. The record is from the annotation of a GenBank genome assembly. Lineage: Eukaryota; Fungi; Mortierellomycota; Mortierellomycetes; Mortierellales; Mortierellaceae.